Molecule: messenger RNA, 1597 nt
Organism: Amborella trichopoda
Lineage: Eukaryota; Viridiplantae; Streptophyta; Magnoliopsida; Amborellales; Amborellaceae
Product: ferredoxin--NADP reductase, leaf isozyme, chloroplastic
Molecular function (GO): oxidoreductase activity
Source: RefSeq, a predicted model, not a curated record
UGGACUUAUCCACUAAAAAAUCCACCCACAGAAUUCUCACCACUCCAUUCCCCUUCCCCUAUCUUUCUCCUCCACCCAAUUCAUGCCACACCCCUCCCUUUCACCUCUUUUCUUUCUCCUCUCUCCUUUCUCUCUCUAAAAAACUCUAAUUUUUCCGGUUAAAGACUUGGAGAACCAACCAAAUUUGAGACCCUCCCCAUACCUGCAAUUCCCUUUCUCUCUCCACCAUGGCUGCAGUUACAGCUGCUUCAGUCUCACUGUCAGCUUCCAACUCUCAUUCUCUCUCUACCAGGGCCUCCAUCUCAUCAGAGAGAAUCAGUUUCCACAAGGCUUUUCUAAGUGGGAAAUCCUUAUCUUCUGAGUCAUUCCUACAUGCCAAGAUUGUCGCUCCAAUCAGUAAGCUCUCGGUAAGAGCACAAAUUACUACAGAAGCUCCAGCAAAGGUCGAGAAGAAGCACAAGAAGAAUGAGGAAGGAGUAGUUACUAACAAGUUCAGACCCAAGGAGCCUUACAUUGGUCGAUGCCUUUUGAACACAAAGAUAACUGGCGACGAUGCUCCGGGAGAGACAUGGCACAUGGUUUUCAGCACUGAGGGGGAAAUUCCCUACAAAGAAGGCCAGUCUGUUGGUGUCGUUGCUGAUGGCCUAGACAAGAAUGGGAAGCCCCACAAGUUGCGGUUAUACUCUAUUGCCAGCAGUGCCCUUGGAGAUUUUGGUGAUUCCAAAACUGUUUCUCUGUGUGUUAAGAGGCUUGUGUACACAAAUGAGCAAGGCGAGAUAGUCAAGGGCGUCUGUUCAAACUUUUUGUGUGAUUUGAAACCUGGAGCGGAAGUUAAACUGACAGGUCCAGUCGGGAAAGAAAUGCUUAUGCCUGCCGAUCCUAAUGCCACCGUCAUCAUGCUUGCAACAGGUACUGGUAUUGCCCCUUUCCGAGGUUUCGUGUGGAAAAUGUUUUUUGAGAAGUAUGAGGAUUACAAGUUCAAUGGGCUAGCAUGGCUGUUCUUGGGAGUUCCCACCAGCAGUUCGUUGCUCUACAAGGAAGAAUUUGAAAAGAUGCAGGAGAAGGCACCUAACAACUUCAGGGUUGACUUUGCUGUGAGCCGUGAGCAAACAAACGAAAAGGGGGAGAAAAUGUACAUCCAAACCCGAAUGGCGCAGUAUGCAGAGGAGCUAUGGGAGUUGCUUAAGAAAGAUAAUACCUUUGUUUACAUGUGUGGUUUGAAGGGUAUGGAGAAGGGUAUAGAUGACAUUAUGGUGUCUUUGGCUGCUAAAGAUGGGGUUGACUGGUUUGAAUACAAAAAGCAGUUGAAGAAGGAAGAGCAAUGGAAUGUUGAAGUAUAUUAAUACCUGGUCCUCUUCCACUAUGAAGCCAUUCUCAAGUAAUUCCUGUUUGGUUAUGUCAAUAGGUAAAUGAGCCCGCCCCUUGUAAUUUGCUCUGAAUUUUCUCUCAUUGUCACCUACAUUAGCCUUCUUGUAUUUGUAUCAACUAGGUUUUGUAGGUUGUACCGAUAAUCGAUUUUCAUAUCCUGUAAACAUGUCAAUAUUGGUAUUUCAUUCUUACAUAGAAAUAAGACUUCAAGAAUUACUUCAAAGUCUAA